This is a messenger RNA of Xyrichtys novacula (pearly razorfish), 16409 nucleotides long. Lineage: Eukaryota; Metazoa; Chordata; Actinopteri; Labriformes; Labridae. The record is from the annotation of a GenBank genome assembly.
CAAUAUGGUAGGAGAGGUUGUUGUUGUUGAGCGGAUUGUUGUCAUGUCCCCGCAGUGCCUGUAGUGGUGCUGUGAGGAGUCUGCUGUGGAUCCAACAAAAAUCCUCAGCAGCCUACCUACGGCUUGUAAUUUGCUCUGGAUAGCUUGUAUUUACAUGCAUCCUUAUUUCUACAUAUUCCGAGCUCGAUGAAGAUCACAGUUACUUUCCUAUCUCGAAUAUCUAUACACAAAUAGCUUAGCUGAUCCUAGGAGUCUUUUCGGCCGUCUAUCUGGAGCGAAUACCUUACACAGCCCAUACCAGUUCAAGGUAAGCGAAACCGAAUUCAGCCUCGGUCUCAAUUUCUGUGGUAGCCGUCUCACCCAGCCUCGAGUCGGGACGGCGUUCAACUAGAGGCCGCUGUGCCGUUGAAGCUAAAAGGCCUUCCAAUGAUGACUCUUAUUUUAUGAAUUCUCUUGAGACCAAAUGACACAAUGUUACAAACUAAAGCAGUAAUUUGGACAGUAUUAACAGCUGUGUGUCCAUUAGACUGCUAGUGUCAUAUUAUGUAACGAUAGUGCCCAUCAGUCAUAUCGAUUAUUGUGGAGGCCUUCACGAAUAGGCCUCAAAGCCUUGUAUUUGGACCCUUUGUGUUUAAGUAUUUGCCCAUGAAUUCAUCAUUUAUACGUAUUCAAAAAUUCCAUGCCCACGGCCGAUCAAGUAUUUGGUCUAUUUUGCGACUAUGUUAAAAGUUUCCCACUCAAACUUGACUGAAAAUAAAGCUUUAUAGUAUUGCCAUUCCCUGAUGUUUCCGUUUCCUGGUUAGCUACCGCCUACUAAUUUGUGUUUUUAGCCACGUUAGCUUGCUAGCCCACCACCAAUUUUUACUUUUGAUUUCUUUGUUUUUAAACUUGAAUCCGUUCACUGUAAGAUGGAUAAAGUAAUCGAUCGAAUCAGGGGUAUUUUGCAGAUAUAUCUAUAAUUUACCGGUCUAAAGUUUCUCUUUGCCUUUAAGCUAACAAGCUAUCUCAGCCUACGUGAGAAACCGUUAGCUACCUGUCCGGUUCUCCGUCUUUACUUUAAAUAAUUUACGUAAACAAAUACUAUUUAACCAACCUGUACAUACACGGGAAAUUAAUUCCCAGCUGUCGGGACCAUAAAACACUGAAAUCUAACAUGUAAACACGCUGUGUUAUUAAACUCAGCAGCAAUGCUAAAGCUGUAGCUUGGAUGCUAUGACUAUCACAAUUAUAGAUGAUAAAUAAAGUGAUCCGCCGAUGGCAUCAUAUCUUUGAGGGUGGUUUUAUCAGCAGGCAUAACAUUUAAAAAUUUCCUAUUAUAAUAAUUCUCAUCGGGAAAGGAGACUUUCAUUGAGUUCUCGGCUGGCGCUACAAUAAUGUUUAACUUUACACUCCAGCAACAAACAGUUUCGUAACUUUUACUUUGUUAUGUACGCUACGGUAAUGCUGUUUUGUGUCUAAUCAGGACUGUAUUACUCGAUUUCUACCUUUAAAUACAAUUGAGUAAAGUAGCCCAUUCUAUUUUAGGAGCCGUUUCUCAAUCAGGUAUUUUGACACUGAAAAUUAGGGGGUAUUGAGGCAACUAACCAGCAUUUACAGUUAGUCUGACUCGACUGUGAUGUUUCUGAGUGUUUUUCAGACUUAAGCUCACUAUUUAUAUGCCAUCCGUAGCGCGCACUAGUAAGUAACAUGACACCCAAUAAGAAUGUACAAGUAUGUGGGCUUUUGGCGUGUUGAUUCUCAUUUAAUACCUAUAUUAGCUGAGGUCAGCUGCUGAAAGGUGACUGUUUUCUUGCCUCUAUUCCCUGCAUGUGCAGGCACAGUUACCUCUGUAGUAUGAAGUAUGGUGAUGUAACUCUUGAUUUCCCCUGACUUUAUCCCAUCAGCUGAUGUUGUCACGAACAAGAGUAACGUGAUGUAUGAAGGCAAACACAUACACUUCUCAGAGGUGGACAAUAAGCCCUUGUGCUCAUACAGCCCAAAGCUCUGCAAGCAGCGCAGACUAAAUGGCUAUGCUUUCUGUAUACGGCAUGUAUUGGAGGAUAAGACAGCCCCCUUCAAGCAAUGUGAAUAUGUGGCCAAGUACAACAGCCAGAGGUGUACCAACCCCAUCCCCAAGUCUGAGGACCGCAGGUGUGUAUAUUUAUGUGCACUUUUUAUUUUUAUAUGUAAAGAUUAUGUUAAAUGUGUGCUUUGUUUGCUGACGAUGUUGUGUUGUGUUUCAGAUACUGCAACAGCCACCUUCAGGUUCUGGGAUUUAUCCCCAAGAAAGAACGUAAAAAGAAACAUGAUGCGUUGGAAGAUAUGCGCUCGCGGGCUCAUCUGGAGUCAGUUGCCCUCAACAUAACAGUGCCCUCUUUAGCCCUGAAAGCCCCUAAUGGUAUAGAUGAACUUCCACCAUCUCCUCCCUGUACACGCCUGUUACCCCUCCCUGAUGGGGAACUCCUGGACCCUUUUGCCUUUUAUGAGGAUGACACAGAUGGUGAGGAGGUUGGAACUCCCCGGAAGGCCAACGCCAUCAAGAAGAAGCUUCAGAGUCGCCUGGUGCUCAACCAGAAACUCUGCCAUGACACGGACCUCUUCCAGCCACCUCCUGAGCACUUUAGUCCUUCUCCCAUCUCCCGCGUUCACCCCUCCUCGCCACUCAACACACACCUCCCACGGCAGCAGUCAGGUCUUCUUCAACCACCCCAGCACUCCAGUGUGACUUCCUUCAUCUUCCCAGGAAAGCAGCAGGGUUUAUUAUGCAAUCCAUCACCACCUCAGACAGUCAACUUUCUGCCUCCAGGGAUGCCUGCUAAUGCAGCACCCAGUCCAGUGCAACCCUCUGGGCCAUCACUCAGCAGGAAAAUGCCUUUCACUGCUACUCACUUGCCUGUUAGUUGCAAAGACAGUGGCGGCAGCAAUCAGCGGCAUGUGGUUGUCAUGCGUCCUGCUGCCUUUUCCCCUUCUGCCAGCUGCCUGGCCAGGUUGCAACACCUGGUUCAGCUCUGUGCCAAGAGACACCAGGAGCAUGAAGACCUCUUUCCUCAUCUAGGUGCUUAAUUUUCAUGCAUUUACCAGCUGUUCUUGUUUUUAUAAAUACAUUUACAGCCUCUUUGAGUGUAGAAUUAAAAAUUUAAGCUUGCUUUGAGUGAUUAGCUGCUCUAACAAGUUGUCUUCCAGGAUUGGAUUGGUCAGAAGACAGCGCUGAUGAUGCUGAUGAAGAAGAGGAUGUGACAUUUGUACCUUACCAGAGCUCUUGGAGACCGCAGAAUGGGUUAGUAUCCCAAACUUUGCUCCACAAUGUAAAAUUCAACAUAUGACAUCUUCUCAUGUCUCCCGUCAAUUGUUUUCUUCAACAGGCUGGAAGAUGACAAAGGUUCGCGGCGAACACGGCUACUCCGGCUUUGCUCGUACCUCCGGGAGAAAUACAAGCACAUGUGCCGUGAGGAGAGGGCGUUCAUCCGCCAGAAGAGAUACCGUUAUGCCUUCCGCAAAGCCUUGCUGCAUGCCGCCAGUAACAACCCUGACUGUGCUGGGCAGCUGAUCCAGGAGCUACGAGGUGCCUCUCGAAACUCUUCAAGGUAACAUGGCGUCUGUCCAAGGAGUUAUUUUUUGUCUCUUUUGAUCUCUCGGGACUAUAAUUAUAACAAUGAGCAAAAAUCUGAAUGCUUUAGAGAGCAGCAUGGUCAAACAAGGAAAAAAAAGACUCCUAGUUUAAAAUGUACGUAGCAAACCUUUAGUUGCUACUGCUUUCUUAGUCUUUUUUGUGUGUGUGUCUACAGUGGUUCUCCGGCAAGGCAGCAGAAGACCGAUUCAGGGACCUGCACUGGCAGAACAAAGGGCCAGGCCUGCACCAACAGAGCACUGCCCUUUACUCAACACUGCUUUCAGCGUAUCCUUUCCACCACAAAUCUGAUAGUUCUGCUCUGUUGCAACAUGUGUACAACGUUAUCUAGUUAGAGUCUAGUGUUAAUCCGUUUUUUUCGACACCUGUGUUAUGGUUUACUAUAAUCCCAUACCUUUUUGUUGUCUCUGGUUUCACAUAAGUUCCUUGAUUGUUCACUGUAGAUAUUCUGCUGAAUCGUUCCCAGCAGCUCUUUGCUAGCUGCACAGCCAAAUUUGCAGAUGGUCAGCAGUGCUCCAUCCCUGUGUUUGAUAUCACGCACCAGACACCACUCUGUGAAGAGCAUGCCAAAAAAAUGGUGAGUUUUAACUUUAGAAGUUAAAGUACAGAGUUAUGGUCAUAUUCCUUUUUCCUUUUUGUUCGACAGAGUUGGCUAAGAGGAUUGAUACCAAUGUUAUUUGUAGUAUGAAUACUUCCUAACAUAGCUUAGCGUAUAGACAGAACACAGGGGGGGACAAACAAUCCUGUCUCUGCUUCAUGAUGACACAGUGCUCCUCCAAAUAUUCCACACAGGAUAACUUCCUGCGAGGGGAUGGUAACAGACGAGUGCAGCACCAGCAGCAACAACAGCGAAAGCCACGCAAAAAGACCAAACCACCGGCGCUCACCAAAAAACACAAAAAGAAGAGGAGGAGAGGACCGCGGAGGCCGCAGAAACCCAUCCCCCCAGCGCUACCGCAGGGGAACCUGGGAAUGCCUUCUACAAGCCUCGCAAUGCCGUCUCAGGCCAGCAUCAGGUCCGUCUUUCUCAACUGCGUAGACAGAAACUCAGUGUGCAGAUACUCUCAUACACAGACAUGGCAAAUAGGUCCUUGCUGUUCUUCUCUGAACCUUUUUCAUUGUUUUUGUUGCAGGAGCCCUUCAACUCCAGACCUGAGCACAGAUGAGCUUCCUGAUGACAUCACCAAUGACAUGGCAGACAUUCCAAACGACCUGGAGCUCAACCAGGAGGACUUCUCCGACGUGUUGCCGAGACUACCUGAUGACUUGCAGGACUUUGACUUGUUUGAAGGUUGUCAUAGAGUUCUGUCUUAUGCACUACUAUGUGUAUAAUAUCACAGUUAUCCCUGUGGUUUUACAGUGUUGUUGUUGUUGUGUGGAUGUUUGUGUUCAGGUAAGAACGGGGAGUUAUUACCCACUACAGAGGAAGCUGAGGAGCUGGUGCGUGCUCUGCAAGCUAUGGGCUCCUACCCAGAUUCCCUGGUGUGCCUGACCUCUAUAGGAGACCUAGCCCCCUCUGAAGGAGUGGACCAUCGAGCCAUGACUGUGUUCCCCGGUCCAGUCCAGCCAGGGGGGAUGGGAGAUCUGCUGAACAGCCGCAUACCCACGGAAAACUUCACCAGCCUGGAGCUGGAGGAAAACCUACUGCAGUCCACUGGGAGUCAGUUUCCCACUUCACCACCAUCUCAGCCCACCAACCAACCCCCAACAUCAUGCUCUAACCUGACCUCAUCUUCUUCUUCUACCCUGACCCCCUCCACCACCUCCCUGCUCACCCAAACCUCCAUAACAGAGCGAACGUUUUCACGGACACACACAUCACACGUGCUGGCAAAGUCUGAUGCAUCCACAUCGUCUCCUCAAGGCAGUCACUACAGCAGUGAGCACGUGCCAUCCCCGUACAGCGACCACAUAUCCUCUCCCCACGCUGGCUCUUUUCAGACAGACCCCCCUCUGCUUCUGGAAGUCCCCCUCAGUGGGGCACCCGGACCCCCACGCUCAUCAUGGAACAAUCUCCCUCUCCCUCUCACUGUCACCGACCCUGCUCAGUUUGGCAAUCUCAUAGGAUCAGAAAGUCAUCUCAUAUCCACCUCCCUAUCAACUCCCCCAGCCACCACCAACUCUGUGACGCUGCAGCCCAUGGCUGCACUCUCAGCAAUGCCUCAGAGCGGCAUGACGGGCCUAACAACUCCCUCUGCGCCCUCGUCCUCAUCACAUGAUCUCCUGACCUCCACACAGCCCAAGCAACAGCUCCCUCAGUUCAGCGCUGCCUUCGGCCAUCAACUGGCCUCCCACAGUGGCAUCCCGAAAGACGUGCAGCCCAGCCACAGCUCCACAGCGCCCCCAGCUGGCUUUUCAAUAGUUAGUGCCACCGCUGCAAGUGCCAAAAGCGCCACGCCACCUUUCACGCAGAGUAAAUGAGAGCAGGCGGCCUGCAGCGGCUGCAUUACGGAGUGUGGACUCACAGUCACUUACAACCCAGCAGACCAUCCCUCUCCAUCUACUACAUGUGUGCAAUGUGGUAAUAGUGCACUAUUUGAUAAUGAUUUUGCACAAACCUCAGAUAACCCUCAAUAUUUUCUAUUUUCUUUCUUGAAAAAUCUUCAGCCAGGCAGUCUCUGGGAUUGUACGUCAGUGCGAGUCCACCCGCUCGAUGCCUUGUGGUUUUGCUCAGCAGAGGGUUCCAGCGACACUCUGUGAUGAAAUGAACGGGUGAAAAUAGGUGGAAGGACCUUAACAGAGAUGAUGUGGUCACGUCGUCUCUGACGAUCGACUGUACCCUGCCUUGCUCAGAUGGCCAUUGCAUUCGUUUAUUUCUCCACCUGUUCCUCACAAUGCUUCUGUCACCCUCUGGAAAAGACAAGUACUGGUUGUGAUCUUUGUGACCCAUUAUGUUUCGAGCUAUUUAACUGUUAUCAUGGUAUAGAAUCUUACUGAGUCAGAUUUCACAGUCAUAUGGAUUUACCAAAAUACUUUUAAACAGCUGUUUUUUAUAUUGUGUAUACUGUUUAUGUGCUCAUGUAUAGGUUUGCUCAGACGUCAAAAAUCUCUGACCUCACCAUUGGUUGUGGGACUCUGAGUGGCCUAGUAGACACUUGAAGGUAAAUAUAGUUUCUUAAAGCAAUAAACACAUUAACAUAACUCUAGCAUCAUAAAGUAUUCUAUUGGUGUCAUUACAUGUAGCUUCAUUAAAUGAAUCUAGGCUGGAUCAGGAAGAUAUUUGGCCUCUUGAACUGUUGUAAACUUUUUUACUUUACGACAGUCUCUCAUAAGUAAAAGCCUCUAGUGAUCAACCUUCAGGUCAGCCGGACUUCUGCUCUGGAGUGGAUUUUAAAGCUUAAACAUGACUUUCAGUGUUAAUGCGUGGGGUGAUGAAGGCGCAAUCCAGGGACUUUUAAGUGUCUACUCCCAAAGGUGCUCUGUGGUCCGCAUAUACAAUGGUCUUCUUUCUUGGCAAAGAGAGAGAGCAAAUUCAGUUUCAGGACUCAAAGGAAACUCACUAGAACUAUUCCCAUUGAAGGCGAAGGAGUUUACUGUCUGUUUUACUCAGUUAUUAAGUGAUUUUUAAGCUAAAAGCAAACCUGGGGUCUGAUUUUAACUCAAACUGAGAACUCUGCAUACAGAGAGAUCCUCCCCCCGUCUGUCAACGACUCAUUCAACAGUACACCAUGGCUUUUAAUAGAUAUAAGACAUUUGACGGAUUGUCAGAAAUUGUUGAGUAGUAGGUAUAUAGAGUAGAAGUCUCUAUCUUGGGGUUUGUCGGUGAAUUAUUGAGUAGCAAUGGAUUGAAAUUGUUAUUUGCAAUGUAUUCAGUGGAACCUGUGUCUUGUAGAAUGAGUCUCUUGUUUUUUAAUGGCUAUCAAAACGCUUGUUCAGUUCUCUAUGAAGUCGGAGGGAUCAAUGUCUGUAUGCUGUGUAUGAUGUCAGUUUGUUUUUAAUUCAUAUUCUGAUGGAGAAUAUUUUUUGAUAGCUAUUAAACUCCAGGAUAAAAGUCUGAGAUUGCAUGGGGCAGCAUUAGUAAUGAUAUCAACACAUGAUCAUGGUGGUCACUGGCUGGAUUCUCAGAGGUGAAAAUUAUAGGCAUACACAGUCAAUGGGUAAAUACAUGACCAUUUCAUUUCACAGAUUGGAGGGGUAACAGUUCAUUUUUUUCAACAUGAAUUUGCACAGAAGCGGGUGGAGGUUGGCGGUGUUUUCACGUGUCCCGUGUCUGUCUUGCCUUUUUUUUAUUUUUUGUUGUUGUUGCUUGGACGCUCAUUAAAUGAACAGCUGCCAUCAUUACCAGCUCUGAGCCUACACCAGACCCCCCCCUCCCUAAUUCCCUCCUCCCAUUUCCAGCUGUGAGGAGGCCCAGUUCUGUCUCUCCCUUCCAAAGAGAAAACACAUUAUGAAGUGUGAACCCGUAGCUCCACCGGGGACGACCGGGCCUCUCAGUUACUGCAGUGUUGCCACUAAUAAUCAUUAACACAGUGCCCCCCAACACAAUGUUCAAUUAAAAAAAUAUGGAUGAAGAAGUCUGCGAGGCAUUACUGCUGUAUCCACAUAGCAUGAGAUUAAUCACUGCACCAGUUUGUUGUCUGGAAAAUCACGUAGAACAAAACGAAAACAGGGCUCAUAGGCACAUUUAACUGCUCGAAUUCAGAAAUGGCUGACAAAUUCCUAUACUCAUUGAAUGUACUGUAUUACUGUUUUUAAAGAUAGGAUGAGCUAAUCUAGUCACCUUUUGUUAUUGGUCCUUGUUUAAUUUUGUCUAAGGUAUUUUUUGUAUACAAAGGUUUACAUUUUUAUGUAUAUUUUCUUGUGUACAAAUUAUGUAAUAUGUGUACAAACACUGUAUGUAAUAUCUGUAUAUAGUGUGAGAAAUUUGAUCUUUUGUUUUUGGAUGUAUAAAUAAAACUUGCUGUGAGGUAUUUGCUGACAUAGUUUGUUGUGGGGUUUUUGUUAAUUGGUGACACAUUGUUUCCAUCAGACAUGGAGAAGUGGUUACAUGCAUGCUGCAGUGGGCUGAGGCCUAAUAUGCCUUUAAGAGCUUUUUAGCAGCUUUACAUGAUUGACAGUUCAACAAACUCUUAACAUGUUUCAGGCUGCUGUCUCUGGAAACCCUCACUUCAACCUCUGUCUGAAAGCUUCAUUUACACCACUGUCCCUUUAAGGCCCUUUAGGUAUUUGAGAUCCCAUCAUUCUGGAAGCCUCCUUCACUGCUGCCAUGUGUUUUCAAAUGAUAAGGAAAGCUUUUCUUUGUAUUUUGAUCAUAUCACAUUUUCCCUGUCUGUGGCAGAAGUUUGUGUAUGCUCAAUAUUGAAACCUCUGUGUCUUUAAGGUGCACCAUACAAAAGGUCAUUUUGACAACAGCUGUUUCAGUCACAUCCAGAUGAAGUCAGUUUAAUACAAUCAGAAAGACUCUGAAAUGGAACAUGUACGUCAGAUUCAAACAUGGCUCAGAGAUGAUAGAAUUUUGGAUACAUUUUCAAUUAUUGUGUUGAUUCUUUGGCAUCAUGAAUUUCAGCCAACACUUUUAAGAUAAGAUAUUCCUUUAUUUGUCCCUCAAGGGAAAAUUCCAAAGAAAAAAACUCCCUAGAAUUUGCGGAGCUGCUGUAAAGGGCUGCCAUUCGUCCAGCAGUGUCGAAAACAAAUGAGGAGGUAAGUUUUACAGCUGUCGUCAAAUAAAAAGAGCACAAUAUCCCUUAAGGUUAUCAGUAAAUUUGAGAAGAUUUGUACGAAAACUUUUCAAGAUACAUUUUUUCUACGUUAAAAGUUUGAACAGAACAGGUCAACUCACUGAUAGGUUUUGUUAUUAAGGGGUUAUUUAUGUACUCAACAAAUAAAUGAAGCACCUGACAAAAAAUCUUGGUCAACAGUUGCAUGUAAAUCAUUUUCUAGAAGGCAUAUAUAUCUGGGGUCAGUGAUAAUUGAGGAUAAUAGGAGGAUUAAAUUAAUGUAGUCCUAAUAAGAAUAAGAAGAACUUUAAUAAUCCCUGAAGGGAAAUUCAUUAUAAUAAUAUAUUAAUAAUGGAGUCAGGGUAAGGGGCUGUGUUCAAAGUGUUUUCUCUAUAUGUGUAGGUAACUGUACAAAUCAAGCUAAACCAGGGUGGGAAUACAGUGGUGCAUAAACUAAGCCAAUUUUCUAUAUGUGGGUAAAUGAAGGUUUAUGUGUUUUCCAAAUCCCACCUAAUGAAACAAUGAGGACAAUUCAAACAACGGCAAAGCUGUUCAUCAAAUUUGCACUGGAUUUUAUUUUCUGUAAUCAUUUGACAACUCUCAAUAGAUCCAACAGCACUGUCCUGAAUUUGCAAAAAUGUAUACUGGACUAUAAAACUGUCAGCAAAGACACACAAAAUGAAAUGUACAUUUUAAGUGAUUGCUCUCCAGUGUUUACUAAAACUUAAACACAUCACUGAACCAAACUUUACGCCCUCAAUUACAUAAUACUGCUCAUUUGGGUUAUAAAAAUAGUUCAAUAGAAUAUAUGCCUACUUGUGCUGAGAAAUGACUCCUGGCGUCCACACUGCUUUAUUGCCAUACAACACACAAAGAGGGAGAUGAUGAAAGAGAGUCAAACUGGUGGAACUGCAACAUGAGAAUGCAGCUUCUUUAAAGUACCAUUUUUAAAACCAAAAUAAAUCUGCAAAGUGCAACAAAUAAGAGAAAGACUCAGAACAGCAUGGUUUUAAAGGUGCUAAUUGUUUUGAAUGUGUCCCAGUUGGGCUGUGAGCCUCACAUGGCACAUUUCACAGGACAAGCUUCAAUGAAGAGCUGAUUUUCACAGAGGAAAACUGACAUACAGAAGCAUUUACAAUGAGGAAUUAACAGUCUGAUGCAUCUUCCUGAUUUGGUUUCUAUUCAAAUGUGUACGAACCAAAGGUAAACAGCAGAGGACAACGGGGGAGAUGUUCUGUUUAAAUUAUAUACAAAGAAGUUCAGGGAAUAGUUUCAACUUUGGGACAUACAUUAGUUCGCUUUAUGGAGAAAGCAUGAAGCUACAGUUGGGAGUCAGUCAGCUUGGUUCAGCUAAGAAAAAAAAAAAACCUGGGUAGAGCAGGAACAGCCAAGAUGCUUCUGUCCAGAUUGUACAAAAUCCACCUUAAAGGCUUUACAUCAUGUAAAUUACAAAAAAGAAAAAAACACACUCCGAUGUCAAAGUAACACAUUCUAUGAGCAGCACCUCACCAGGAAGUGACUUGUUGCACCAAGAAAAUAUCCAAAGCCUAAGUGUGUGAGAUAAGGCAGACCUCUCAUUUUACCCUCAGUUUUGUGUGUGUUGGACCAGAUAUGUAAAAAAAAAAAUCAGUCUCAGAUGUGCUUAUCGAUUCACAGAGUUUGGAAAAAGUCAGACUAGCUGUUUCUCUUUUUCCACUCUUUGUUAUAACUUUAUAAAUGAGGGGCACACUUGUAAAAGCAUGUAUUUUCUGUCUCUUUCUCUCCUUGAGUGUGGAUUAUCAUAUUUAUAUAUUUUUUUAUCAUAUCUGCUGAGCUCUAGCUUUGAUUUUCUUUUAACUUUGUACCAUGUAUUGCCCUGUAGCAAAACAUCAUCCCACUCUUAAAGAGUUUUAUCAAAAGUCCUCGGGUCUACUUGUUCACAUUCUGGAAAGAAACAUUUUUGAUCACUUUUAAAGUAUUGCUGCAAAUUCAUAUUAAUGUGAGAAGGAGGGGGGAAAUAAAUCACUAAAAAAUAAGAAAAGAAAAAACAUUUGAUCCAACAUUUUAAAGCUGAUGCUAUUUACCUCAUUCACCACAAAUACUCUAAGGCUGAUUCAACUCUGUUCAGGACUCCACAUUCCUCCAGCCCUGCAGCAGCGUGCUACAACACACACUGCUCAGGCUGCCCGAUAGGCUUUCUUCUCUCAUACUAUCAUGCGCAUUCCUUUCAAACUACAGUUAGAAGAAGUAGCAGUGCCGCUGGUCUCUGAACACCUCCUGGCUUUUAUGUCAAUAUGUACAACUGACAGCAGGGUCGUCUACUUAAUGUGAGAAGCCUGAAUGCAUUUACUGUACAACUAAAAGAACUCUCACAAGUCUGAACAGAAAGAUACAGCCCAGCCAGGCGAGUUUGACAAUGCAUGACCAACUCCAGAGUCCAAGCUGUGAGACUUCAGGGAGGGACUUUCUUUUAAAUCCCAGAUAGCAUACCUGCAAAAUACUAAGUCUCAUGCUACUGUUUUAUGGCUACUUUGUUUAUAGUCAAAGGCAUUUAUACUUGAAGUGCAAUUAAAGCUGUAGGUACGCUGAGGAGAUAGAUAGUACCAGUGCAGCUCCUAGGAAGACUAAGAGAGUCUGCUGAUUAAGAAACUAGAUGAUGGCACUGCCCUGUCAAUGGAAUGAAUGAAUGACGAGACCUCGGUUUAUCUAACCUGUCAAGAAAAAAAAAAAAAAAAACACAGCAAAGAAGGAAAAAAUGUAGGUUAGGCAAAGUCCGACAGACCAGCACAGCUCUAGGCCAUGUCAAAUGAGUCAGACGACAGAGUAUCCAGUGUUCAGAACUGGUCGGGGGCUUCAGCGGUCCAGCCUGGUUUUGUUUUUACAUUCUCUGAAAUAAGUACAACCACAGCAUAAGAGUAUGAAACCAAAGCGCUGGAGAAAAACGGAUCAUAAAUCAAAGUAAAACACGCUAAAGGGCAGCCAUGUCAUUCACUGGAUGAUACUUAAAAACUUUUACAACUGGAGAAAUCAAAGACUGAUAUACAAAAGAACGAGUAAAAAGGCAAGGCAAUCUCAUAUAUGGCCGUUUUUAGUCUCUCAAAAUAUUUACCUCAAACCCAUUAUCUACAGUUUGCAUUUGGCCAUUUGUACACAGUGGUUCCAUUAGAAACGCUUCUUUAUUUUGUCAUGAAUCUGUAGAAAUUAGCUUAUUUACAAGUCUGUACAGCCACCCUAAAGAGCUCGUUCCAUCUCCCAGAGGCCCCAGUCCACUUAAAGCAGGAUACCUGAGUUUUCAAUAGAAUGCUUCAACCCACUCGUCACUCCUCUCACCACACGUUUCACAGGAUAUUCGCGCAGCCACGCACACACAUGCACACAAUUAAUUAAGCAAAGAAUUUCCUCUGUAAGGAUGCCAAGUGCAAACCUUUUGUGUAAAAAGCCACUAAAACCAAAAACUCAAGAGUCCUCGCAGAGAAAGCCGAAAAUGAAACCAGUUGUGGUGGAGGUAUUGAGAAGGGACAUCUUACAGCAAGCUGGCCACUCACUGUCCUGAACAGGACCCUCUGGUGGUGUGCUAGCGUAUAAACAGACAUUAAGUAGGCCAGGGUUUGCUUCAGGCAAAUGAGUGAUGGAGACCUUCCUGGGAGACUUCAUCCCGGCUGUGGAGGUCAGAGGAAAAGAUCUGACUGCUACCACCAGGGUGGAGAAUUAAGAGCAGAGCUGGAUGACGCUGCUCUCAGUGGGCAGCAGCUGCAUGUGGCACAGAAAACCUGAGAAAAACCAGAGACAGAUUUUAUUUCUCUUCUGAGCAAACCUCCAUAAAACCACACAAAUAUCUUUUUUUUACUUUAAUCAGGGUGUCAAACAUUUCCAUGCAAAAAACAAUCUUACAAUGAUGCAAUGAAAACGGCACCCACAUUACCUCUGAAGUCUCUGCACUAGUUCAGCUACCAGGGAGUCACAGAUCCCUGGGUGUGUUUCUUCUGCCAGGAAAAUGGCCUCUCGCAGCUCCUCUGCAGCCUCAGGUUUUCCAUUACUGGUCUCCCCCUUUUCUUUUAACUGCAACAAUGAGAGCUUUUAAGGAACCGCAGAAUCUCAAAUAUUCAAAAAUAAGAGGAAUAAUAGACAAAAUAAAAGCAUUUGAGCACAUGAUGCAGAUCAGUCUGUGUGAUAACCAUCCUGUCCUGAUAGUGAUGUUCAGAUUUGAUUUCACUUUAGGACAUUACCUCAGUAAACAAAGGAGAGAAGAUUGUUGAUAAGCUUUGUGACAAAGGCCUCUUUGGACACUCCUGCACCUGGUUGUCUUGUUGUCUUUCCAGCUCGGCCGGCUGUGCCGCCCCGUUCUGCAUCUUCUUGAGGUCUUUCUCCCUGAUGGUGUUGAAGAUCCAUUCGUCGUUCGCAGCAUUAUCUCCUCCAGAUGCCUGGCCAUCUGACUCCCUGCAGUCACACAGGUUUGACAGAAAAUAACGUGUCAACAACAACAUCAACAACAGAGCUGCCUGAUUUGCCUCAGGUUGUGAAUUUUACGGCUUUCCUCCUUUUAAUAUUCCAAGGGAGGACUUACUCGUCAGAGUCUUCAGAGCUGGAUUCAUCCCUUGACUGCUCUGAUUUCCACCUCUUGUAUCUGUCAAUCAGCUCUGUCAGAUAUGACGUCUUUUUGGCAUGCCUUACAAUGUACUUGUGUUUUAACAGCUCUUUGGCAGUUGGCCUCUGAGAAAAAACAUAGAAACUAUCAGUCUAUAUUUAAUAAUAAAGCGCAAUACUGCUCCCAAUCAUGUAAACAAGUCUGUUGAACCUACAAAGCUCGGCUCCUUGUUUAAACAGGCUUCCACAAACUCUUUGAGUGGUUUGCUGUAGUUUCCUUCCAGAGUUGGUGGGUUGUUCUUUGGGAUGAGAAAUAAGACCUUCAUAGGAUGAAGCUCAGAGUGGGGCGGCUCUCCUUUAGCCAGCUCGAUUGCUGUAAUUCCUAAUGACCAGAUGUCUGCCUGUAAAACAAAGACAAACAAAUCCUGUUGUUAUUAAAGCAUUGCACUCACUCACACACACACACACACACACACAUACACUUCUCCAGAAAUAGACAGAGUGACACAGAGCUGUCUGAAUGACAUUUAAAGUGGCUGAUUUAAGCAGCAUGGGUGAAUUAGAGGAAGCUCUGCAGACUGAGGACUGUGACAUAGUGGCUGCAUUGAGAAGCCACACUGACUCAUACUGUGGCCAUCCCCAAAAUAUGCACUUGCUCGCUCUAGUCUUGAAACCCGGCCUUAGAAACUCAUGACAAAAACAAGCACACAUGGGUCAACAGAACACAAAAAAGAGAGCAGAGUUUUUCAUUUUGAUUGUACUUUUCACCACCUUUAAACAAAACACUCCUUUAGAUAUUGAUAUUUUUAUACAGCUUGAAAACAGAGAAGCUAAAAAGCUCAGAACUACCCUUUAGUGAUAGUGUCUUAUGCCAGCACAUGACUUCAACCUGUGCUGGACCUCUUCAUCAAAACAGCUGUCAUAUGACUCACCUCACCUCUCUCUGACUGUUCGAGCGAACUCAAAUAAUCUUGUGGAGGCAAAGUGAAACCUUCAUUUCAAAUUUGAGCCCAGAUCUAUCAUGGACUGUUUGACUUGACAUAUUGUCACUAUUACGUCCAAUACAAGUCGUUACUAUCCACAGAAACAGCCUCAGCAGCAUACAUUUGACUGUGAAACUUCACUGACAUCAAAUAAGUGGAAUAAAGGAACACCCACUGAUCCAGAUCUUCACUCAAACCCAGCAUGUGGUAAAUCCACACUUGGCUUUUCAGACCAGCUGAUAAACCAAUCACUCUUCGCUGCUUUGUUUUGCAGUUUCAUAGAGAAGAUCAGAAGCAACAGUGUUAUAAAAUGACUGGCAGGAGACUUGAUGUAUUUCAUAAGCACAACAAAACAGCCAACAGCAGUUCAUUACUGUGGAUGAAAGACAUUUAUCUGAACAUGUGAAGAAUGAUGAUUUUCUUUCAGUGUGUGGUAAAACACCAAGCGGCCUGACCUUUGAAUCGUAGGCGGACUGCUUGAUGACUUCAGGUGCCAUCCAGAAAGGAGUACCGACAAAUGUGUUUCUUUUUAUCUGGGUGUCUGUCAGCUGGCCCGCCACGCCGAAGUCUGCCAGCUUCACGUCGCCUUGUUCCGACAGCAACACGUUGGCAGCUGAAAGCAAGAGAGACAACAUGAGCUGCUUUAAACGAGACUGUACUGUAACCUGCUGUGUGGUUUGAUCUUUGUUGAUCAAACUGGUAAUUAAGUUUUGCAUAGAUACAAAAAGGUCUCUAAGGACUUUACACAGUCACAAAGUGAAGACAGGAAUCCAUCAGUAGAUAGCUGCUCUUCAUUACCUAGCACUCAGACAUUUACAAAAGUCAUGACUCAGACACUGGACUGAAAAGAAAUAUGAAUCCUGAGAUUGAAUAUGUGUAAUCCACCUUUUUUUUUGUAAAACAUUUCCUCUGCUGCUUGUAAACACUGAUGCCAGUAAACCACUUCAGUGUUAUUACCAUCACCACAAAAUAUGACGUCAAGGUUUAACCGUUUACGAGGCUCGGAAGAAGAAAAAAAAAAAACAAGGAAAUGGUGUGUGCCUGUGUCACCUUUAAUAUCUCUGUGGAUUUUCUUUUCAGAGUGCAGAUACUCCAGCCCUUUUAAGAUCUCUCUCAGGAUCGUGGCAAUCUGGGUUUCAUCCAGAGCACCUGGUUCCAGCUAAGAACAGAGAAAUCACAGAGCACGAGUGAGAACACUCUGUAAGCGGGCAAAAAUUUCACACGUUUUAAACAUACAAAAACGGACUAUUGCCACGCAAAAAAAUACAUUAUUUCAUUAGGACUGUAUGUACUUACCAAAUCCAGGGCUGAUCCUCCACCCAAAUAUUCCAUUAUUAUCCAUAACUUUGUACCCUGAAAAAUAAGUCAGUGAUCUGGUCAGGUUAGACAAUCUUAACAACUUAUACUUAAUAUGCUUCUAAACAAAUCAAAUCAAAACGACACAACAGAGUAUUUUUGUGGCUUCAAGUUGUUAUCAGUUAUUAUUUACAUCAUAUCAGUUGUUUUUAGGGGCAUUUAAAUUUGCAAAAGCUCACAAAUUCAGUGUUCUGUAUAAAUAUGAACCCCAUAGCUGACAUAAUAGUGCAAAUGGACUGAAAG